Oncorhynchus masou masou (cherry salmon) is the source of this 3179-nucleotide messenger RNA. Its product is annotated as probable G-protein coupled receptor 34. Gene Ontology annotation, biological process: G protein-coupled receptor signaling pathway. Gene Ontology annotation, molecular function: G protein-coupled purinergic nucleotide receptor activity. Gene Ontology annotation, cellular component: membrane. The record is from RefSeq and is a predicted model, not a curated record. Bases 752 to 1912 code for a protein of 386 amino acids. NCBI's taxonomy places the organism in Eukaryota, Metazoa, Chordata, Actinopteri, Salmoniformes, Salmonidae. The transcript is spliced from 2 exons.
AGUGUGUAUUCAAUGAAAAGCUGUUUCCAGAUUAAGGGUAAGGCAAAAUCAUUUUAUGUGCUGUGAGUGAUUGUGUUGUGAAUUCUUGUGUUGCCAUUUUUGUUUCAAAAACCGAACGCAUUGAUUAUGUAAAUUCUAAAUCAUAUUCUCACAGUGUAAAGACAAAAUUAUUUCCAUAUACUGGAUAGAGCCCUGAGUGAUGGAAUUACAAAAUACCACCCGCAACAUUUCCAAUCAAGGUUUAACUGGCAGGUCUCUGAAGUAUUUUGCAAAGGGGAAAAGUAUCACUGAGUUAAUUUGAAAAGUAAAGGAAAAUCUGUUAUUCCCUGCAUGUUCCUCUAUAAGGUAGGCCAGGUAGUGUAGUCUGUAGUUGUUUGUCAGGUGGUCAAUCAGCUGGCCAGAGAUUUGUACAGGACCUGAGUAAUGUACAGUAUAAUUAAUUAUUAGUGGAUUAGGUGCUGAUCUGGACCUAAAUCAUCCAGCUUGGCCUCCUGCCAUCAAAACAGACCAGAACUAAUUAGAGCGAAUAACUUUCCCAAGAGAACAUUCUGUAAGAACCAAGAAACACUUUUGGUUGAUUUAAGGAAGUAGAUUUUUUUUUUAAACAAGCUUGUGCACUAUAUGGAAUGUGUCUGACUUUAUUAUGAUAUUUUACGAUUCGAGGAAGUAGACAAAGUUUCUGGAUGAAAUGUUAUUUUCCCUGACUUUCUCCCCUAUGCAGGACUAAGGAUUGAAGAGGGAAACCGAUGCUAUGACAACCAACUUCCCUGCCAACGUCACAUUCUUUCCCUUUCCCAAGUCCUCCCACUCAUUCAUCGCCACGGAGACUACCUUCAAGAACCUCUUGACCGCCACAACCCCUGACCCCAGGGAACACUGUCAACUUGACGACAGCUCCCUUCAGAUCCCUCUAGCAGUCCUCUACUCUGUCCUAUUCGUCUUGGGCCUGGCCGGCAACAUACUGGCUCUCUGGGUCUUUCUAUACGUCCACUCCAAGAAGAACUCUGUCCGAGUAUUCCUCAUCAAUGUAGCGUUAGCCGACCUGCUACUGGUCAUCUGUCUCCCAUUCAGAGUCCUCUACCACAGUAAAGGGAACCACUGGGAUAUGGGCCCCACCCUCUGUAAGGUCGUGGGAAACCUAUUUUAUAUGAACAUGUAUAUCAGUAUCACCUUAUUAGGGUUGAUCAGUGUGGAUCGCUAUCUGAAGAUCCAGCGUAGCGUCGGGCGGUAUCGCCUCCACGCCACCAGAUGGAGCUCCACCGUCUGUGGGACCAUCUGGAUCCUGGCCCUCGCCUCCGUCAUACCCAUGAUCCUACUCUCCGAAGGCAACGAGGAGUUGAACAAGUGUUUCCAGUAUAAACAGCGAAAGCAUGCGCAGGGGAAGGCCUAUUUCAACCUCUUCCUGGUUGCUGUGUUCUGGUUUGUGUUUGUCUGCCUUGUGGUGUCUUAUGGGAAAAUUGCACUCAAGCUGCUGAGGGCGUCGAGAGAUAAACCGGACCUCCCCAACGCGACCCGCUACAACCGUACUGCCAGGAAGUCCUUCUUUGUCCUCUUUCUGUUUACCAUCUGCUUCGUCCCCUAUCACAUGGUUCGGGUGUUAUACGUGGUCUCCCAGAUCAGCGAAACUUCCUGCUUCUGGAGGGGUGUGGUAGACCAAGCCAACGAAGUGGUGUUGCUACUCUCUGCCCUCAACAGUUGCCUAGACCCCGUGAUGUACUUCCUGUUGUCGGAGUCCGUGAGGAAAGAGACACUCCGAUUGGUCAAUAACAUAUUCCGACUGAGUGACUCGGGUGGCAGUGGGAGUGGCUCCAGUGUGGAUUGUGGGAGGAGUCUUGAGGAGCAGCCAACCAUUAGUUUCAUCAGUAAUCUGAGGAGAAAAAUAACUGUCCAGCCCUCCCUCCUUCAGAUAUAAAUAAGAUGAAGUUGUCACUAGACACUGAUCCGAGGUCAGUUUUGGACAUUGUUGGGCCACAAAAUAGCAGCAAAGUCCAUUUUGUGCCAAGAACAACUUGAAGAGGGACAGUCCGGGAGAGCAUGAACACGACUCCAUGGAAGUGAGUCUUUAUCAUAAAGGAAGCAUUAGCAUCCAGUCAGAUGACAGUUUUUGCAGGGUAUAUGUCAUGUUAAAGGACUGCACAGACAUUGAGAAGGACCAUACAGACACCACAGUGACAUUACUGAGAGCAUAAUGGGACUUUUAUAAAUGAGGAAAUUGAAUCACUUGGUCAUGACAUGCUGGUGGAAAACAACAAAGACAAUACCCAAUCUCACUUAUAAAAGCAAUGAAGACACGCUAUGCUAAAAUAAAAUAUGUGGGACUAUGAUGACAAAACAUCAAAUAUCAUAUUCAUUGUGAAGAGGCUACUGGAUGGUCGUUGAAUGGUUUUGUAACAGCUUUUUGCCUGUUUCAUAUAUUGCCUGUAACAGAUCAAUUUUGAGACAUUAGAAACUAUAUUGAAUAAUUAACAUGAAAAAAUGAAUAAACUGAACAAUGUAAUGAAAAUGGCAUUGUUGUUAUACUACUGGUAUACUGUACAUAUUGCAACAUUGGGCCUUGGUUGGCCCUCAGUAAAAACCAAAGCAUUGAUUUGUCAUAUACUCAUAUGAAUGGAUUUAUAAAGACUUGUUACAUCAGAGAAUGCGAAUGACAGACUACAACAAGUAGACACUCAAAGUCCUGAAUAGCAAAAUCCCAAGUUCAGGCAGGUCAGGCAGGUCUAGCAUGGACAGGGAAGAGUACAACAACCUCUGUAUGAGGCCACUAUAAGGCACCCUCCACUUUAUUAUUCAUUAAGGUGGAGUGUGUAGCGAUGGUAUUACCAACGAUGAUAAGAAGAUUUAAAGUAUUUGACCACAGUAAGACAGAUUGUGUUCUUUGCCCACAGUAACAUAGGAUGCAUGCAUGAGAGAGAGAAAGAGAGAGAGAGAGCUAUAGUGGUUCCUCAUUAUUUUAUUAACAAAAUGUGUUUCUUUGUUUAUUAGGCUACUGUACAGUCUACAAUACAUACUGUAGCAAACAUGGGGAAGUGUCUAGUUCCUUACAUAAGGGAGAGCAGGCCAUGUCUGUACUACAGAAUGCAGGGCACGCAGGAGACCGGUGUUAUUUCGUAGUUGUGAUGUCUUCACUAUUAUUCUACAAUGUUGAAAAUAGUAAAAAUAAAGAAAAAUCCUGGAAUGAG